Messenger RNA from Gigantopelta aegis, 1044 nucleotides. RefSeq names its product adipolin-like. Gene Ontology annotation, molecular function: hormone activity. The transcript has 6 exons. The record is from RefSeq and is a predicted model, not a curated record. The coding region runs from base 37 to 651 and encodes 204 amino acids. NCBI's taxonomy places the organism in Eukaryota, Metazoa, Mollusca, Gastropoda, Neomphalida, Peltospiridae.
CCGGGUCCCCCAGGAGCGGAAAUUACACAGGAACAGAUGAUGAAAGAAUUUAAACAAUUAGUUAAAGAAGCUGCUGAAAAACGAGCUGAAGAAUUGUUAUCAGAUAGAUGUCAAGCCUGCUCCUCCUUGUUAAACGGAAGUUACAUGCUUCCACCGGAAGUGGACGAGAUGCUCUUGGUUCCCAGGGUUUCGGCUGCAUUUCAUAUGCGCCUGCGCAGUAACAUCGUCAUUUCAAGGAGAACUUUCAUGGAAUUGAAAAAUUUUCAUCAGCCGUUCGGCGGUGGAGCAUUUCACAGAGGUGACGUUUUCAACGCCCGUGACGGCCGUUUCGUCGCCCCACGCGCAGGAGUGUAUCACUUCUCGGCUAAUUUGCAUAUUCAAAUUAAGAGGAAGGGCAGCUCGAGAAAGAAGCUGCGGAAGCGAGACAACAUACGAGUUCAGAUCUGCAUCGAUUCUCUGUGUCAGAAAAAUACGUCACUGGAGUUCGUCACUGGAGUAGAAACCAACAGUAAACUAUUCACGUCCAGUGUUAGUGGACUACUAGAGAUGAAGGCAGGGCAGUAUUCCUCCGUGUAUGUGGACAAUUCGUCAGGGUUCGAAAUUAGAAUUCACAGCGGGUCAGAUUUCACUGGUAUUUUGUUUGGUGUGUAGUAAAACAGGUGGACAUGUGAUACAUGUCUGUUGUGGUCUGUUUUGACGUCACGAAAGGCAUUACGUCAUUACUGAACGGGAUCAAGAAAAUAACAUAAAUAUGACGCGGUGUGUGACUGACGUAUCGAAUCGUCUUCAGUCUUGAAGCUCUUGUUAUUACGUCACUGGAUUGUGAACAUGACGUAGAAUGUUUGUGCAGCGUUGUGAUGGCUCUGUUGUUUGUAACACUGACGUUGCUUGGUUACCUCAAAUUGUAACGUACAAUUUUAUUAUGUUGUUUAUUGUAAAAUAUGAUGUUGGUUGUUUGUUGGGUGAAUUUUCAGUAUAAAAUUUCACAUGAAAUGGCAGGGCCGUAGCUAGGAUCUUUUUCUUUUUUUUUUUCUUUUUUUUUAA